AUGCCCAGUAUUUGUUCAGCCGUGCAAGUCAUUGCCACCAAGAUUGCCAUGCUCACAGCAGCUUCCGGCGCAUUCGCUCAGUGCGACCCGUCGAUGCUGUUCUCGUCGAACAACCCAGCGUUUGGCAUCGGUGAUCAGUCGCGAUCCAUCGUGAUAGGAGAUUUCAACGGCGACGGAAACUUGGAUGUCGCAAUCGCCAACAGUUCCAGCGAUGAUGUAAGCAUCUUGAUCAACAACGGCGACGGCAGCUACCAAACCGAGCAACGUUUCGCUGCCGGUGAUGGUCCCAACUCCGUCGCGGUAGGUGACCUCAACAACGAUGGGGUCCCCGAUCUCGCUGUAACAAAUGUGCUCAGCGACAAUAUCAGCAUCCUGCUGGGUGUCGGGACCGGCUCCUUUCAAGCACAGCAACAGUUCAGCGCCGGAGAGAGUCCGCGAUCUGGUGUGAUUGCUGAUCUCAACAACGACGGUAUCUUCGAUAUAGCCGCAGCGAGCACGGAUACCGAUGAAGUGAGCAUCCUGCUCGGAAUCGGCGACGGCACCUUCCAGACUGAAACGCGGUUCAGCACAGGUGACAUUCCUGUUUCAGUCGCGAUCGAUGAUUUGAACCGCGAUGGCAUCCUUGAUCUUGCGGUCGCAAACUUAAACGGCAUUGACAGCGAAGUGAGCGUCCUGCUGGGAAACGGGAAUGGAACCUUUCAACCCGAGCAACGCUACGGCACCGCAGACAGCCCCUCUUUCGUAGCGAUCGGUGAUCUCAACAACGAUGGGUCACCCGAUCUCGUCGUGGUCAAUAGUGGUGCCAAGGGCCUGAGUCUCUUGCUGGGCAACGGCGACGGCACCUUCCAACCAGACCAGUUCCAGUUAGCAGGAACAUUCCCGCAAGCUGUCGCGAUCGGUGACCUCAACGCCGACGGAGCGCUCGACAUCGCCACAGCGAGUCUCGAUUUCUCCACAGGAAAGCUCAGUGUCCUGCUGGGUAAUGGCGACGGAACCUUUCAACCAGAGCAGCAGUUUACUGCAGGCAACGGACCCGCCUCCGUCGCGAUCAGUGAUUUCGAUAACGACGGCGCCCCCGACCUCGCCGUGGGAAACGUCAACAGCGACGAUGUAAGCAUUCUGCUCAACCAGUGUGCCCCAUUCAUCCAAUGCGAUUCUGCUGAGCAGUUCUCGCAGACCAACCCCGAGUUUGAAACAGGUGAUGGACCCCAGUCAGCUGUGACCGACGACUUCAACGGCGAUGGCACCCCUGACAUUGCGACUGCAAAUCAAAUCAGCAACGAUGUCAGCGUCCUGCUGGGCAACAGCGACGGGACCUUCCAGCCCGAGCAGCGAUACAGCGCGGGGACCGCGCCAAGCUCCAUCGCAACCGGAGACCUGGACCUUGACGGGAAGCUCGAUCUCGUGGUCGCGAAUCUUCUGACUAACGAUGUAAGUAUCCUGCUCGGAAACAGCGAUGGAACAUUCCAACCCGAGCAACGUUUGGGCGCAGGCACCGGGCCGCAAUCGGUCUCAAUCGGUGAUCUGAACGGCGAUGGAAUCCCCGACAUCGCCGUUGCGAAUGCAUUUGAUAACAGAGUGGGCGUCCUGAUCGGCAACGGCGGAGGAUUCUUCCAGCCACAAAGAAUUUUCAACGCUGUCGAUCCGCGAUCAAUUGCGAUCGGUGACCUCGAUGGUGAUGGGGAUCUCGACCUAGCCAUCGCGAGUAACAGCACCGAUAGUGUGCGUGUUCUGCUCAACCUCGGGACCGGGACCUUCCAGACCAACCAAAUCCCCAGUGCGGGCGAUGGCCCAAUCUCCAUCGCGAUCGGUGACCUCAACCACGACGGAACUCCCGACCUCGCCGUCGUCAAUCAAAACAGCUUCGAUGUGAGCGUCCUCCUCGGAAACGGGAACGGCACCUUCCAAACGCAGCUGCGAUUCGAUGUUGGCAGCAUCCCAACCUCCAUUACGAUCCACGACCUCAACCGUGACGGCGCACUCGACCUCGCUGUUGCCAACAGCGGUCCCGGAGACGACAUAAGCGUCCUGCUUGGCAAUGCCGACGGGACCUUCCAAACCCAGCAGCGUUAUGACGCCGCCGGAGCUCCAGUCUUCGUCGUGAUCGAGGAUCUCGAUCUCGACGGAACACCCGAUCUUGCUGUAGUAAACAACUCCAGCGAUGACGUGAGCAUCCUGCUCAACCAGUGCCCUACAGCCGUCACAUGCGCCCCCGACCUCACCGGAGAAGGCGACCUCAACUUCCUCGAUGUCUCCGCCUUCCUCGCCGCCUUCGGGAAGCAGGACCCCAUCGCCGACUUCGAGCCCGACGGGAACUUCAACUUCCUCGACGUCUCCGCGUAUCUCGCUGCAUUCGCGGCUGGAUGCCCAUAA
Messenger RNA from Symbiodinium sp. CCMP2592, 2373 nucleotides. Lineage: Eukaryota; Dinophyceae; Suessiales; Symbiodiniaceae. The record is from the annotation of a GenBank genome assembly.